AUCCAAUUGCUUCCAAAAGAUACCAAGUACAAAAUACAAUUGCUUCUAAAGGUUACCAAAAUCAGUAACAUCCAAUUGCUUCCAAAAGAUACCAACUACAAAAUACAAUUGCUUCCAAAAGAUACCAAGUACAAAAUACAAUUGCUUCUAAAAUAUACCAACUUCAAAAUACAAUUGCUUCUAAAGGUUACCAAAAUCAGUAACAUCCAAUUGCUUCCAAAAGAUACCAACUACAAAAUACAAUUGCUUCCAAAAGAUACCAAGUACAAAAUACAAUUGCUUCUAAAAUAUACCAACUUCAAAAUACAAUUGCUUCUAAAGGUUACCAAAAUCAGUAACAUCCAAUUGCUUCCAAAAGAUACCAACUACAAAAUACAAUUGCUUCUAAAGGUUACCAAAAUCAGUAACAUCCAAUUGCUUCCAAAAGAUACCAACUACAAAAUACAAUUGCUUCUAAAGGUUACCAAAAUCAGUAACAUCCAAUUGCUUCCAAAAGAUACCAAGUACAAAAUACAAUUGCUUCUAAAGGUUACCAAAAUCAGUAACAUACAAUUGCUUCCAAAAGAUACCAAGUACAAAAUACAAUUGCUUCCAAAAGAUACCAAGUACAAAAUACAAUUGCUUCUAAAGGUUACCAAAAUCAGUAACAUCCAAUUGCUUCCAAAAGAUACCAACUACAAAAUACAAUUGCUUCCAAAAGAUACCAAGUACAAAAUACAAUUGCUUCUAAAAUAUACCAACUUCAAAAUACAAUUGCUUCUAAAGGUUACCAAAAUCAGUAACAUCCAAUUGCUUCCAAAAGAUACCAACUACAAAAUACAAUUGCUUCCAAAAGAUACCAAGUACAAAAUACAAUUGCUUCUAAAAUAUACCAACUUCAAAAUACAAUUGCUUCUAAAGGUUACCAAAAUCAGUAACAUCCAAUUGCUUCCAAAAGAUACCAACUACAAAAUACAAUUGCUUCGAAAAGUUACCAGAGACAUUAUUAAUGUAAGUUUUCUUUAUAACUUAGAAUAUGUAAUCUAUGAUUAUUAUAUUUUUAUCUUAUGUUAA
Molecule: messenger RNA, 1053 nt
Organism: Lottia gigantea (owl limpet)
Lineage: Eukaryota; Metazoa; Mollusca; Gastropoda; Lottiidae
Exons: 1
Source: RefSeq, a predicted model, not a curated record